AUGGAGACAACUUUCAGUGCAAAUCAGUCUACAUGGAGCUUUGUCGCAAGGUUGUUGCUUCCUUCUGUGAAAAGGAAGGCUCCUUUGGAGCUGGCCUUUUUUGCUUGGAUUACGGCUUUGGUUUUUACUUUGCCUAGAGUAGGGGAGGAUUAUACUAGACUGGUGUCACAUUUGAGGCAGUUGGGUGUGCUCGAAGAAGGAUGUGGGAAGUCCUGGAUGUUGCCCUUUGUCAGAUCUGGAGCAUUUGGAAGGAGUACUGGAAAAGAAGACAAAGCUUAA
Messenger RNA from Ilex paraguariensis (yerba mate), 279 nucleotides. The record is from the annotation of a GenBank genome assembly. NCBI's taxonomy places the organism in Eukaryota, Viridiplantae, Streptophyta, Magnoliopsida, Aquifoliales, Aquifoliaceae.